Molecule: messenger RNA, 4194 nt
Organism: Scaptodrosophila lebanonensis
Lineage: Eukaryota; Metazoa; Arthropoda; Insecta; Diptera; Drosophilidae
Gene: roq
Product: roquin-1
Exons: 4
Coding region: 138-3152 (1004 amino acids)
Molecular function (GO): metal ion binding
Source: RefSeq, a predicted model, not a curated record
AACUGAUACAUAGCUCAACAAUUUUUUUUGCAACGUCCCAUUUUGUAAAACGUUCUUUGGAACGUUAAUAAGUUUCCAAAAAUAAAAAAUACGUAACUCUUCGUACCUUUAAUGCAAUAAUAUGUGUAUUUUGAAGAAUGCCAAUUCAGGCGCCCUCAUGGACAGACUUUUUAAACUGUCCCAUCUGCUGCAAUGAAUUUGCGGCGAUUCAACGAGUGCCGAUCAGUUUGGGAUGUGGGCAUACCAUAUGCAAACUAUGCCUGACGACGCUUUAUAAUCGGCAAUGUCCCUUCGACCAGACAUUACCCGUAACUGACAUCGAAAAUUUGCCCAUUAACAAUGCUCUCCUCCAAUUGGUUGGCAAUGGAGCUGCCGUAUGCCCGGUUAAAGCAUCCUCUUCGAAAGAAUCUGAACUCGCCGACCUCAGUCAGAAUGUGCCCUCAAGCGUACAGGAACUUAGUCCAGAAGAUCUUAAGUGCUAUAAGCUUGGAAAGGAAUGCAUCGAAGACCUCGCAUUAUACCUUAAAUCCUUCCUAAACAAUGGAAAUCUGCUGACACGACCAAUGCAACGAAAGCUCGUUACAUUGGUGAAUUGCCAGCUAGUGGAAGAGGAAGGUCGAGUAAGGGCACUGCGAGCAGCUCGCUCGCUGGGAGAACGCACAGUGACGGAGCUUAUUUUGCAGCACCAAAAUCCACAGCAGCUCAGCUCAAACUUGUGGGCAGCGGUACGUACUCGGGGGUGCCAAUUUUUAGGCCCGGCCAUGCAGGAGGAGGUGUUAAAGCUGGUACUUUUGGCAUUAGAAGAGGGAUCUGCGUUAUCCCGAAAAGUUCUGGUUAUGUUUGUGGUUCAACGCCUUGAGCCUCAUUUUCCUCAAGCUUCAAAAACGAGCAUUGGCCACGUUGUCCAACUUCUCUACCGCGCCAGCUGCUUCAAGGUAUCCAAGCGUGAGGCAGAUUCUUCGCUGAUGCAACUUAAGGAAGAGUUCCGUACGUACGACGCGUUGAGACGUGAGCAUGAUGCUCAAAUCGUGCAAAUUGCCACCGAAGCUGGACUACGAAUCGCACCCGAGCAAUGGUCGUCUCUACUGUACGGUGAUAUAUCGCACAAAUCCCACAUGCAAAGCAUCAUUGAUAAGCUGCAAACCCCAUCGUCAUUUGCGCAGUCCGUACAGGAGCUGGUAAUUGCUCUGCAGCGUACAAAUGAUCCUGCAAAAUUGUCGAGCAUACACGACUAUUUUCAAUAUCUUGCCAGGAUAGAUCCAUGCAUUGAGACAGCGCAAUGGGACGUUGUGGCGAAAGCUCUGGAUGCGGUGAAACAGGCUGUGGUGGGGCUUGUGCACUUUUUACAGCACCACGGUGUCCGCAAACCGCAAGACAACAUUGGAGGGGGUACAGCCAACACGAGCAAUAAGUACAAGAUCAGUUUGUGUCGGGAUUUAAAUGCAAGGCGUGUGUGCCCUCGUGGCUCCAGUUGCACAUUUGCUCAUUCUGAAGAAGAAUUGGAACGGUAUCGUGCUCGCAAUAGAGCGAAACACUUGAAGGCUCCGUUGCCCAGCAUUCCAGCCAUAAACCAUAUGGUUGGAAAUUCGAAGAAAUCAAUGAACAUGGGCGAGGAAAGCAGCCCUCAUAGGGGUCCGAUAUUACCGAUGUCGCCCAUGCGAUAUAUGCAAACGGCAAAUAUUGGUAAUAGGGGCUUCGUCGAACCGAACUGUACCAUUCCAUCGCACAGUCAGUCCUCCGGCUCCAGUCAUCCUCCGCAACAGCUAAUUCACCCACAUCACAGUCCAAUAUCCCAUAAGACAACAGGACUCAAUGGGCUGCUGCCCCCAUCUCCUUAUGAACCACGUUUCAACUUUGCUGCAACGCCAACGCAGUCCGUCGGUCCACCGGGUCAUACAAUUCCACAAUCGCGAAAUUCAAAUUUGGAUUUCCAUGCACAUUCUGGAAACCUUCAACAACAACCACAACACAAUGUGACGACCGCCAUAAACCCACCGAAUUUCAACGUCAAUAGUAACAUCCACAAUCACGCCACGACGAUGGCGAAGAAUCUGUUCCCAUCUGACGUGUACCAGACACAUCCAGCUUACUUCAGGAAUGAGUGCGCUGGAAGUAAUGCCUGCAACAAUAAUGUAGAAUUAGCAGGAAAACUACACAGUGGUACCCCCAGUAUGUGGGAUCACUCAUUCUUGCCGCCGCAGCAGCCUACAAUGGGACCGUCCAGCAAGCACUCAAAUCGACCGAUGUCUAUUAUAACUGCAACAUCUGAUACCUCAUUUUUUGAAAAGAAACCGCCGAAUAAUAUUAACAUUAGCCUGGACAUAAACAAACAGCUGAGUGAAAUUGCACUUGAGGUAGAUGCAAUGUCUAUGCCCGCUGAUUCCUACAAUAGGCCAAAAAAUACCAACUCAUUUUCAUUUUGGAAUUCGAACAAGACGUUAGCUGAAGGCAAUAAUGACAAACAUUCGUUUCGGGACACGUCCAACUUUGUUCGUUCUGACUCCAUACUUGAUGAUGAUGCAUCUACUUUUGAUAUGCCCUCUGGAUCUUCUAUGGGUAGUCCCUACGGACCAAUUUGUCCGAAGCGAUCGAUACCGCCGACUAACUGGAACAAUUGGAUUAUUGAAAAUGACUCUACAAUUAAUCCAGAGUUCCUGAGUAACAACAAUACAAGAGUCACAGAUGUAAAUUACACAGUGUUUCCAGCUUCAACACAUAACAAACGAUCCAUUCAACUACAACCCAUUCAGAACGAGGCGAAGGCGGCCGGCAACAUAUCAAGGUUUAACUUCAAUAACGUAAAUGUUGCAGAUGCUAGGCUCAAGUCAUCAAAAAUUGUUGUUAGCAAUGAUAAUGCUAACAUAAACAAGAACUCAGGUGAACGUGAUAAUGUAUUUAUCUGGAAAAGUGAUGUGAAUGCAAAUGCGGCCAAUUUAAAUUCGACAAGUAAUUAUUGGAACAACAGCGAGGAAGCUUUAUCACAGUCGUCCCAUAAUGAAAGACUGAAGCACCAACAGCUCUUGGGGCGUAAACCUCAGUUAAUGUCCGAAGAUAGCUUCGAGGGUGGCAUUGAUAGCGGCAAGAUGAGUGAAUUGGAGAAAGAAUUAAAUGAUAUUGUGGAAUUAAACGAUAGUGGCAUUAAGCUAGACUGACUAAGGCCAUUUGGACAUCAUCAAACUAAAGCAAAGUAAAAAGAAAUACAAUCAUUUGAAACAUUUCUACACCUGCAGGACACUUACAAGGUUUGUGCUCGAACAUAUAAAACACCAUGCGCGAAAGAAUAUAAAAAUUGCAACUGUAAUUUAUCUAAAUAUUUAAAUGCCGGGCUUAAGUUGCUACACACACAAAAACUAUAUAUACUGAAGAGAAAAAAGACAGAUCGGUUGAAUUUUAGGUAACUAAAGCUAAUGGUCUUCUGGCACUAGACUAAUAACUAAACUUAAAGACAGAUCACAUGACUUGAAUUAUGAUUUACAUUUUUAUUUUUCCCUCCUAACGCCUUUUUCCACAAUCAAGCAACAUUUCUAGUCUGGUGUUUAGUGUAGUGUCAUAAGAUCCGAAAGCAUUGGGCCGCAUUAGUUGAAGUUUCAAAAGAAAUGUAAUACCAACGUAGGAAAUUUGUAUUUUUCUUGUUUUCCAAUUCUGCAAGCCAAUUAAAUGAGUAAUCAUGUAUUUGUUUAUACUAUAGGGGAGUUCGUAUAAAGUGAAUUCUAUAAAAUUUCUAUAUUGAUGGAAACAAAUCAAGCAGGACAGAAUAAAAUCACGGAGACUGCAAACUGAAUGCUAAAUCUAGGAGCAGAAAUGAAUAAUAAUCACAUCCCCAUUUAACUAAUCAGUUUUUGUUUAUAGUCGAGAUCGGUAUAGAUUGGGUUAAAGAUAAACAAUUUGUAUGUGUUCUUUUUUUCUCAUCCCAACGGGGUUUUUUUUAUUUAUAUACUAUAUGUUAUUUUAUUAUACGUUUUGUGCACGUUAAAUGCGACAGAUCAAAUUGUACUCUUUUAUGUCUGUGAGAAACAACGUUAUCUAAGCAUGUAAUAGAGACAUAAAAUUAAUAAUUCUCAAAAUCGCAGAAACUAAACUAUGAUAAUGCUUUUAAUAAGCCAAGUUUGAAAAUGUUAGUUAACUACAAAGCUAUUUAAAUAUCUUCAAAUGAGUAAUUUCGAUGGACCCAAAAUUGUUUUGAGUUUAUCACUU